Acanthoscelides obtectus is the source of this 1542-nucleotide messenger RNA. The record is from the annotation of a GenBank genome assembly. NCBI's taxonomy places the organism in Eukaryota, Metazoa, Arthropoda, Insecta, Coleoptera, Chrysomelidae.
AAAAAUUUUUGGUGUAAUACUCGUAUAUUGGCAACCGGGCAGAUUGCACGACCAUCUGCGUCACCGUUUCUAUAAUAGGCAAUGUGGUGAUGACCUUCGAUCUUCAGCCGGCUUCUGCCUCUUUCUAACAUGUGUUGGACUCAAGGAAGCCAUCAGACAAAUCUAGUUUUCCCUGUAUCUUAUGUUAUAAUUGAAAUGGUAUCCAACAAAUCGUCAGAUAAAGUCGCCUUGUGUAGGAUACUACAAACAAUGACUCCCAAGUUUUGGAAGCACCUUGAAUAAGUGGGGAGCGUCAUUGGUGAAUAACAGCCACCUCUGAUGUGAUCUACUUUCCGAUCAUUUUUAAUUAUAUCUUUCCUGUCAAGGUAUUCUUCAUUAACAACACCUUCUGCAAUAUAAUGUGUCUUAUUGUCAAUAUUCUGAAUGGCUCGGCGCUAUCAGCUCAUACCUUUUCUUUUAUUAACAUCAAGGUAUUAUUCAUGUAUCAGAUGCUAAUUGGUUUUACCAGUUCUUACAUGUGUGCGACAUAUGUGACUUUAGCUGCAGGUGUGCUAAUAGAAAUUGUGAUUCAGCUAUGUCUACUAGAAAAAUCUCUGAAGGAUAUGGAAGACUAUAUGGAUUUAAAAAGUUGCAUUUACUGUCAUGUUGAAAUACUCACGUUCAUCAAGAAAAUCCAAAAAUUCUAUGAAGUAGGAGUUUCUGCCGUAUUUAUAGGUGGCGUUUUUAAUAUAUGUACAACUAUGUCAUUAGUAAUUGAGGUUGACCGCACGGGAUUAGCGUUUUUCUUGCCAUAUCUGUUAGCAAUGAUAUCAAUAAUUUACUGCCAUUGCUGGUGUGGAAGUGCAGUGACCUAUCAGAGCGCUAAGAUAUCGUACGCAAUAUUUAGCUCCAAGUGGAUUAAUGCUGACGUUGCUUAUAAGAGGCUGAUACAAAUCUACAUUCAACUUACAAGUCGCCCUCUGGCUAUCCGUCUAGGUGGAGGAACUUUUGAUGCAUCUUUACCAGUAUUCGUGACGGUAAUCAAAACGGCAUAUUCAGUGUUCACGCUACUGCAAGGGUUUGAAGAUUACUGAUGAAUAUGAUUAUUGUCUAAAUCAAAAUGCAGAUUAAUAAAGUGUUUUACUGGUGCACACAAAAUCUUGAGUGAAGAGUAAUUACCUUGAGUUGAGGAAAUCCUGACUUUGAUAUGUUUCUAUGGCAUGUUACUUUAAAGGGAGAUCUCCAUUUCCUAAGAUUCAAGGAUCCAAUGAUCUUCAAUUUGAGGCAUUUAACAGAAGAAAUUUGCUGUCCUCACAUCAAGUGGCCGAUGUAUAUAAAUCGAGUAAAGCAUCGCUCUUGCAUAACAAAACUAUGUACUAGAUUCAAGUGGAAGAUUCUCUCAUAUAAUGGAUUGCUACUUUGAUUCAAGGAAAUCGAAUAUUCCUAUCAAGAGCUUAGAAAAUUGAUCCAAGGAAAUGAUGCUCACAUAUCAUGAGAUUUAUGUAUUUCAUUUACAGAACAGAGGGUUUUUUAUCGUGUUACCAAUGUAUUUGAUUUGGAAAG